Brugia malayi is the source of this 123-nucleotide messenger RNA. RefSeq lists its product as uncharacterized. The transcript has 2 exons. The record is from RefSeq and is a predicted model, not a curated record. Bases 1 to 123 code for a protein of 40 amino acids. NCBI's taxonomy places the organism in Eukaryota, Metazoa, Nematoda, Chromadorea, Rhabditida, Onchocercidae.
AUGAUGAUGAUGAUGAUGAUAAUGAUGGAUAAUGACAAUGAUAGUACCAAUAAUGAUGACGACAAUGACACGGUGAUGGAUGAGGUUAAGAUAGUGGAAAAAUUGGAUGAACGAAGAUGGUGA